UUAUUUUCCCACCAAACUUCCUCGAGAUCACUCGCCGGUUUUUAAACUUCAACGUGUGAACGUGUUAUUUCAUAACAUUAAAUCAUCAGGAGGUGUAGUGAAAUUAUUGUUUUCUUAAAAUUAUAUAAACAGUUUUCUCUCAUUGGAUAAAACACAAGAAAGUGCUUCAAAAUCCGUGUUUUAAUAACCAAGUGAAAAUAUCUAAGAAAGUGGAUCCACACCUUAGUUACGCUGCAGUAUCCAAAAUGUGUAUCGCUAAAUUUGAUCAAAGCAAAGGAACCCAAAUGAAUAGAAACAUUGGGCAAGUUAUAACUGGCGUUUUAGCCCAGGCCAAAUCAGAACGCCGAUUAAUUCACGGCUUAUACGAAACAGCCUCAUAUCUUCAUCAAAAUCCUGAUGAUGUCCUGGUUUGUCUUCUACCAGAAACAAGAACUGAAGAUCCAACUAUCCACAUGCAAGAAGUCCUCUUAGAAGCUUUCUGUUAUGAGUACGAAAUUCCGGUUAUUCGAGUGGAUAGUAGUAAACGUCUUGGCGAAUUGUGCGAAGAAAAUUCAGCGUGCAGUUGCGCCAUCGUUACCAGGGACCCAAAUAUUCCUUGGGAUGAAAAUUCCGACCCGCCUGUAUCACCGGAAGAGAAAACCCUUCAAGAUUUCUACGAGUACACAUUGGAGCAAUUCCCAAGACCAGUAAUCGAAUUGCCGAUAUGAACUCGAUUAGAGAAAAAUGAAGACCCUUGACCGGGAUUAUGGCAUUUAUAUUUUAUUAAAAAGUCAUUCCUCCGUGUGGCUAAACACACAAUGAUAUUAUAUCAACAUGAUACAGCGUUGUGUAAUACUAAAAAAAUCGGAAUAAGGGGGCAGCUUGAUGUCUUAUGUGAGAGUUUUUAUAAAAUUCUCGUUUUAACUGUAAUUAAUUAGGGUUGGAAACGUUUAAGCAAUUUACCCUAAUAAGUUAAUAAUAUUGUUAAAGACAUCACAGCUGUUGCUAUUAAAAAAAUAAUAAGUAAAUAGAAUGUAUGAAUAUACUUAAAUUUGUAUAGAUCUAUAAAUCUCGUUAUAGAAUUGUUUUUAAUGAGAUUUAAGCGACUUAAUGAUUUGUUGUGAUUAUUGUAAGAAAGAGAUUUUAUAUAAAAAGGUGUACCUACCUUUUAAAGAGUUGAUUAAUUAUUACUUAAUAAAAAUGAUUUUGUUAUAA
Molecule: messenger RNA, 1194 nt
Organism: Onthophagus taurus
Lineage: Eukaryota; Metazoa; Arthropoda; Insecta; Coleoptera; Scarabaeidae
Gene: Gadd45
Product: Growth arrest and DNA damage-inducible 45
Biological process (GO): regulation of cell cycle
Cellular component (GO): nucleus; cytoplasm
Source: RefSeq, a predicted model, not a curated record